AUUAGAUUAUUUUUAAUAUUUGAAAUCCUUAGUUAAUUAAGAUGCAAAAUUCAGUCUUCAACUUUGAUUUUUGGAUUUAAAAUAGUACAUUCUAUAAUUGUGAGUUUUAUAUACAGAGACACAAUGUGAAUUAAGUUCUCAAUUCAAGUUAGUGUAUUUAAAGUUCAUCAUGGCGGCACCAGCAAGUGCUGUUUGGAAGCUUGAAGACGAUAGCACCUUUGCUGUGAACUGUUUUCCAGCAAGAGGGAUAUCAAGAAUUACACACGAGGGAACUGGUUCAUGGAUUGUAGCAUAUGCUCAUGAACAAAGUCGCAAAUUCAAACCGAAACCCCCAAAAAAAGAUGUUAGCCAAAUUCAACAACAGAAUUACAUUGAUGAACAUGGUGAUGAAAAAGCAUCACUUGCAGCACCAGGCAAAAGAUCCGAGUUUGUCAACAAUCUUACUACAGAAUUUUUGUUAAGACAUCACCAUCUUGAUUCUAUCAAUGAUUUGUGCAGUGUUAAUAUCAGUGACUGUGAUUUGGAAUUUGACGAGACCUCAGAUUUCUCAAAGUUUAAAAAUGUUGCUUAUGUUAAUGCAGCUGAAAAUCUUCUCACUGUGCGACCUUUUUCAACUUUCCCAAAUUUGAGAGAAUUAGAAAUGCCAGUAAAUGGUGUGCGAAACAUUGGUAUACAACCUGGUGACUUUGCCACUUUACAAGUAUUAGACUUGUCCUAUAAUAAUCUAAGUGCCAGUGAUAUGCUUUCACUUGGAUAUUUACCUAAACUCAAAGUACUAACAUUGACCGGAAAUGGACUGUCACAAAUUCAUCCAGACCUUUGUCAGCCUUUUUCUCUCGAUGAAGAUAGUGAUGAAACAUAUACUCGUUUUCAAAGCCUUGAAGUUCUUAUGUUAGAUGACAAUCGAUUGCAUGAUAUGUCAACAUUUGCGGCCCUUGCAGCACUGCCUAGUUUGAGAGAGCUCAAUCUUGAUAAAAACGAAAUAACUCUUGUGCCUUAUCUUAAAGUAGUUGGAGAGAGGGUGCUAUCAGCAGCUCAUUCCCAUUCGCAAUCAAGACCCACGAGUGUGAAAUUGAGUAAUCACUCUAGGCCUUCAAGUAAAAGUGUUAAAAAUAAAUCACAAAUUUCCAAUGAAACAAUAUCAGGAAUUAUUAAGCCUUUAGGGUUGGAUGAAGAGACUUCAGAAAAGAAAGAAGAUUUAUCUGAGAAACUGCAAAUUGUUGAUGACAAGGAUACUGCCGCAACAACAGAUAUUUCAUCUUAUAACAAUACAUCGUCUUCUACUCCGCCGUUUCAACAUCUUCGUAUUUUAAGUCUUGCGAAUAAUAAAAUCUCAGAAGAAGAACAUCUUCUUGCUAUUGCGGCAUGGCCAGCACUACAAGCUCUUGUAUUACAUGGAAAUCCAUUGAUAAACAAUAGCAAAGGUGAACCACCUCUUCUAUCACAUUACUUACACAAUAGGCUUGGUAUAAGUAUCAUGAGAUUCAAACCCAGGGCCCCUGUAAUGAAACCAGCAUUGAGAGUUCCUGAUCAUGAUAGGCGUAGAGUUUCUUCUCGUGUACCUAAAAUCAUGAAACAACCGUUUGAUGUGAUGUUAGAAGAGUUUCGAAAACCAGCAAUUGGACAUGUUCCUCGUCCACCUGUUAUAGACAAAAAUCCUGAUCCGGUACAACGGGAAAAUUUUGCUGAUAAGUGUCAUUUGCCAAAUAAAGAAUCUGAUCAAGACAACGUUUUCCUUACACAAGUACAAGAUGAGUAUGGAGAAGAGGUUUGUGAAGAUAAGCAGACUAUAAAGACAACAGAAAAAUCGAAUUCAGUUACAGAAAAGCCAAUUGUUAAAACAGAGUCUCAAAUUAUGAAGGAGUUUUUACAGGAUGCAAAACCUGACCCAGAUAUCCAUGAAAAUCUCUCGAUUCAGGGUAAUGUAAAAAUGCUCAGGCAAAUCCUCCAUCACCCACUGGCAGUUACAUCCGUAACAGCACCUCCUGAAGCACGGCUGCGAAAAUUUAAAUAUCAAGACAAUUCAAUCGUAACAGUAGAGAGACUAAAACAUGACGUGAGGUCACGACCAAAACCCAACUCCAAACUCAACAAAUCUAAAAAAUUGAACGAUGCAUUAUCUAGGAUGAGAGAUAGACCUGCUGCUGCAAUGGAACUUCCACUUAUUACUGCAUUAAAUGAUAAAACGGAUAAGACUUUACAGCUUGAAGCAGAUAGCCUUUUGAAUGAGAUUGAAAAGAAAUACAGAGUCGUGAGAGAAGAGUCGCUGAAAGCAUCAAGGCAAGCUCAGCGUGCUUUGGAACAGACAAAGCAGGAAGUUGCAAAUUUACAAAACACAAUUCUUAAUAAAUAAACUACAUUUAGGUUGUCGAAAAAAUCCAUUUUAUAUGAAAUAAUUGUUAUUAAAAAGGUUCUAUAUUGAAGAAUUCAACAUAUAACAACUAAAACUAUUUUUUUUCUAUAAAAUUUGCCAUUUCCAUAGUGAAUUCCUAACGUAUGUCGAAAUUCAGGUUUGUAACAUACUUUUUCCAUCUUGAAUCUUCAAAAUUAAAAUUAAUUGGAGGAUUAAAUUUUAGAAUACUGGACUAUUCUAGAAUUUCUAAUUAGCCUACAUGAGAAUAAUUUUUACAAAAGUGUUUUUUAUAUAUUUUUUAGUUACAACGAAUUGUUUGAACUAAUAUUCCAUUUUAAGUUAUAUGAAAUAAAAUUUUGGAUAUAUCACAGUAUUACUGGUUAUUAUAUAAACAUGAAAUAUUGUUAUAUGGGAAGAAUUGUAAAAAUACCAUAACCUAAAAAUUUUUGAUGUUUAACGAAACACGUUUACUGGAAAUUCAAUUUUGAUAAAUUACAUCAAAAAACGUCCUAAUUUUCCUCCAACCUAAUUUAUUAAACAGCACCCUCCUAUUUCUUCUUAUUUUUUAUUUACAAUUAAUUGAUCAGAAAUAUUGUAUUCUGAAUGUGUGUAUGCAUCUGGUUUAAAAUGUGAAAAAUAAUAGUUGAAUAAAUAAAUAUAUUAUA
This is a messenger RNA of Styela clava, 3018 nucleotides long. Its product is annotated as X-ray radiation resistance-associated protein 1-like. The record is from RefSeq and is a predicted model, not a curated record. Gene Ontology annotation, molecular function: protein binding. Gene Ontology annotation, cellular component: nucleus. Lineage: Eukaryota; Metazoa; Chordata; Ascidiacea; Stolidobranchia; Styelidae.